GCGAGUAGCAACGCUGGGGGCGAGUCAUCCUACCUCAGUCGUCGAAAGAUAUUUGAGGCGGCUUAUGCAGCCGUCAGUGCCGUCAACGAGGCUCUUCUGCGGUUCACCGAUGGCCCCGCCGCGGCUACUGUUAUCGCCAAUCCAUCCAGCAACAUGAGCACAAGCCUUGCCACGUGA
Molecule: messenger RNA, 177 nt
Organism: Dibothriocephalus latus
Lineage: Eukaryota; Metazoa; Platyhelminthes; Cestoda; Diphyllobothriidea; Diphyllobothriidae
Source: the annotation of a GenBank genome assembly